AUGUUUCUCAAGGAGGUCAUCAUCGAUGGCUUCAAAAGUUAUGCGACGCGCACGACAGUCUCAGACUUCGACCCUUCAUUCAACGCAAUUACCGGUCUCAACGGAUCUGGAAAAUCGAAUGUCCUCGACUCCAUAUGCUUCGUUCUCGGAAUCACUAACUUAUCACAAGUGCGCGCGUCUUCCUUGCAAGAGCUCGUCUACAAGGGCGGGCAAGCAGGAGUAACGAAAGCUUCCGUGACUCUUGUUUUCAAUAACCGCGAAAAGGAAACGGCGCCCGUAGGAUACGAGCAAGUCGACGAGAUUACUGUCACUAGGCAGAUUGUCAUCGGUGGGCGGAACAAGUAUCUUGUUAAUGGCACCAAUGCGCAACCCGGCCGUGUUCAAAAUCUUUUUCAUUCCGUCGGGCUCAAUGUCAAUAACCCGCAUUUUCUUAUUAUGCAGGGGCGAAUCACAAAAGUCAUCAAUAUGAAGCCACCAGAGGUGUUGAGCAUGAUUGAGGAGGCCGCUGGAACUAAGAUGUACGAGAAUAAGAAGGAAGCAGCUCUCAGGACCAUUGAGAGGAAGGAGAGGAAAGUCGAGGAAAUCAAUUCUCUCCUGGAGGACAAGAUCAACCCUUCCCUUCAAAAACUUGAGCGCGAGCGCAAGCACUACUUGGAGUGGACGACAAACAACAACGAAGUCGAAAAGUUAAAGCGAUACCUCAUUGCUGAUCAGUAUUAUCGGGCAGUCAAAAUGCUGAAGAAAAACUCAGGGGAAGGGUCUGAAUUGUCCGACCGGGUUGAUGAAAUCACAUCUUUAUUAUCUUCUUUAGAGGCUGAACAGAAACACGCCACUGAAAAAGUGACGCAGCUCACCAAGGAGCGCGCGGCGCAACUCGACGACGGCGCGCUCGAGGAACAACAGAGCAAGGUCGACGACCUCGGGAAAAAAAUUGUCAAGUUACGUACCGCCUUUGACCUCCUGAGAAAAAACAUUGCGACUGCGGAAAGCGAGGUACAACCGGCGGAGAAGAAUCUGGAGAAGAUCUCAGAAGAAUUAGAGCAAGCAGAAACUGCUUUGCUCACGGGAGCUAGUCAGGGUUCUCAGUCUGGAGCUGUGGGAUCUGCAAUCGACCAACUUGACAGUGCCAAGAGAGCCGUGUCAACUGCACAAACGCAGAUCGAGUCUCUAAAGUUGGAACAGAAGCACGUGUACUCCGAACUGAAUUCUAAGGCAGAGCAACUCGCGCAAGAUAGAGCGAAUAUUAGGAGUUUAGAGGCAGAACGCAAAGCAGCAGAAAAGGCAAUUUCUGAUGCUAGACUCGCAGUUCAUGAGCUCGACUUUGACGCCGACGCAGCCACGACGUUGGAGUCCAAGCUUGAAGAAGAGCGGGGAAUAGUUGCCCAGCUUCGCGAGAAAGUGGAUCAUCUCUCUGCUCGCCUUGGGUCAUGCGACUUUCAGUAUUCAGACCCUCGUCCAAAUUUCGAUAGAAGCAAAGUUCAUGGUCUCGUCGCAAAAUUGAUUCGAGUGAAGGAUCCGAAAGUGACCACGGCAAUCGAGGUAACAGCCGGUGGACGCCUCUAUCAAGUCGUCGUUGACACUGACUCUACUGCGAAUGACAUUCUGAGGAAUGGCAAAUUAGCUCGACGGGUAACGAUUCUGCCCUUGAACAAGAUUCGUCAUGAAAUUUUGUCAAGGUCGAAGCUUGAGGCGGCAAAGCAGAUCGAGCCUUCAACCGAAAUGGCUCUUAGCUUGGUCGGGUAUGGCCAUGAGGUUGCUAACGCUAUCGAACAUGUUUUUGGUCGCACAUUGAUUUGUUUUGACAUGGACGCCGCAAAGCGAGUUACUUUCGACAAUCGAGUGAGAACUCGGUCUGUAACUCUGGAGGGCGACACCUACGAUCCUUCAGGUACUGCUUCUGGGGGUUCUUCUUCGAGGCAUGGAGCUUCUGUUUUAACUCGACUGGGAGAGCUCAACGAUGCAGAGGCAGAGCUCAGAGUCCAUAGCGCAAAUUUACGAGAAUUAGAAACUCAAUUUUUUCGCAUAAGCGAACAAGGGAAGCGAUUCCGGCAACUCCAAAUGAUGCUGCAGGUUCGCCAGAAUGAAGCUGAGCUGCUAGAAAAUCGGUUGCGGGAAACAGCGACUGGACGAUUACUUUCAGAAGUAGAAGAGCUGAGAAAGAGGUACAACCAGGAUAUCCCAGAGGCUUUGAAUGCUGCGAAGGAGAUAGCAUCUAAAGAAUCGGAGAAAGUGAAGGAAUUAGAACAUUCUAUGAAGGAUGGAAAGGCUGCCAAAGAAAAGGCCCUCAAAGAAGCGGAAGCUGCGUUGCAAAGAGCACGAGCGUCAAGAAUGGAAGCUUCAUUGCACCUGCAGAAGUUAAAAGAUCGACACUCGACGUUAUUAGUAGAAAAAGAGACAACAGAAGAAGAGGUGAAACGACUGAGUAAGCAAUUGUCGGAGACACUUGAGCCGUCUGUAGCCAAACUGCAAGAAGAAGUUUCGAUCCUGGAGACCAGGGUUGCGGACACACGAAAUGAGUUUGAGGAAGCUGAGAAGGGGUUGGGAGAAGAGCGGGAACGUCUUGCGAGCUCUAACCAGGCUUUGAGGAGAGCGAAGAAGGAUGUAGAGGACCGGGGCGAAAAGAUGGAAGGGUUAUCUCUCGAGAAAGCAAAGUUGGAUAGUAAGAUUCGGGAAGCGGCGAGAGGCCGAUCUGGGGCCGAAAAGACUGUUGAAAAGCUGGAGAAGACGCAUGCUUGGAUCGAACAGGAUUUCGAUCAGUUUGGGAAAGCCAUGCAUCUUUUCGAAACGGCUAAGCAAGAGUACACAGACUUGAUGAGAAGGAAAGGAAUCAUCGAGAAGGACAAGGAAAAAAUCGAGAUGGUGAUCGCAGGGUUGGAUGAAAAGAAGAUGGUGGCGUUGGAAAAGACGUGGCGCAAAGUUGACAGUGACUUUGGGAAUAUAUUCUCGGACUUGCUUCCAGGAACAUCAGCGCGACUCGAGCCGCCAGAGGGAAAAUCUGUGGAGGACGGGCUUGAGAUCCGAGUGGCGUUUGGAGAUGUCUGGAAAGACUCAUUGUCUGAGUUGUCAGGUGGGCAGAGGAGUCUGAUCGCGUUGUCUCUCAUCCUCGCAAUGCUGCGUUUCAAGCCUGCACCGAUGUACAUUUUAGACGAAGUUGACGCGGCUCUCGACCUGAGUCACACGCAAAACAUUGGUCGCAUGUUGCGGCGACAUUUCUCUGGGUCUCAGUUUAUUGUCGUUUCCUUGAAGGAGGGCAUGUUUGGCAAUGCGAAUGUGAUCUUCCGGACUAAGUUUGUGGACGGAGUGUCUACAAUUAAGCGGACGGCGAACAAUCCUACAGCGGACGAGGAGGCA
Messenger RNA from Chondrus crispus (carragheen), 3351 nucleotides. RefSeq lists its product as hypothetical. Gene Ontology annotation, molecular function: ATP hydrolysis activity; protein binding; ATP binding. Gene Ontology annotation, cellular component: chromosome. The transcript is spliced from 3 exons. NCBI's taxonomy places the organism in Eukaryota, Rhodophyta, Florideophyceae, Gigartinales, Gigartinaceae. The record is from RefSeq and is a predicted model, not a curated record. Gene Ontology annotation, biological process: chromosome organization. The annotation marks the transcript as partial.